Salarias fasciatus (jewelled blenny) is the source of this 1384-nucleotide messenger RNA. RefSeq names its product fructose-bisphosphate aldolase A-like. Gene Ontology annotation, biological process: glycolytic process. Bases 119 to 1213 code for a protein of 364 amino acids. The record is from RefSeq and is a predicted model, not a curated record. Lineage: Eukaryota; Metazoa; Chordata; Actinopteri; Blenniiformes; Blenniidae. The transcript is spliced from 8 exons. Gene Ontology annotation, molecular function: fructose-bisphosphate aldolase activity.
UGUACUCCUCGACCUUCUCCGUCUCCAUCCGUCUCUCCCCGGUCAUCCGCCCCGCAGCAGCUCCCCGCAGCCUCCCGCAGCUUCCCGCAUCUGCUCCGAGCACAAUACUCUCGCCACCAUGACUCACGCCUAUCCCUUCCUGAGCACCGAGCAGAAGAAGGAGCUGAGCGACAUCGCUCAGAGGAUCGUGGCGGCCGGGAAAGGCAUCCUGGCGGCCGACGAGUCCACAGGCAGCAUGGCCAAGCGCUUCCAGGGCAUCAACACGGAGAACACGGAGGAGAACCGGCGGCUGUACCGCCAGCUCCUCUUCACCGCCGACCAGAGGGUGGACCCCUGCAUCGGGGGGGUCAUCUUCUUCCACGAGACGCUCUACCAGAAGACGGACGGCGGCAAGCCCUUCCCCCAGCUGGUGAAGGAGAGGGGCAUGGUGGUGGGCAUCAAGGUGGACAAGGGCGUCGUCCCCCUGGCCGGGACCAACGGAGAGACCACCACCCAGGGUCUGGACGGCCUCUACGAGCGCUGCGCUCAGUACAAGAAGGACGGCGCCGACUUCGCCAAGUGGCGCUGCAUGCUGAAGAUCACGCCCACCACCCCGUCCUCGCUCGCCAUCAUGGAGAACGCCAACGUGCUGGCUCGCUACGCCAGCAUCUGCCAGAUGCACGGCAUCGUGCCCAUCGUGGAGCCAGAGAUCCUCCCGGACGGAGACCACGACCUGCAGCGCUGCCAGUACAUCACUGAGAAGGUGCUGGCGGCCGUCUACAAGGCGCUGUCGGACCACCACGUGUACCUGGAGGGCACGCUGCUCAAGCCCAACAUGGUGACCGCCGGACACUCCUGCCCCAGGAAGUACAGCCCCCAGGAGGUGGCCCUGGCCACCGUCAGCGCCCUGCGGCGCACCGUGCCGCCCGCCGUGCCCGGCGUGACCUUCCUGUCCGGGGGUCAGAGCGAGGAGGAGGCCACCGUCAACCUCAACGCCAUCAACCAGUGUCCGCUGCACCGGCCCUGGGCGCUCACCUUCUCCUACGGCCGCGCGCUGCAGGCCUCCGCCCUCAAGGCCUGGGCGGGCAAGGCGGAGAACGGCAAGGCCUGCCAGGAGGAGUACAUCAAGAGAGCGCUGAACAACAGCCAGGCGGCGCAGGGGAAGUACCUGUCCUCCGGAGGCAGCGGAGCCGCAGCGCAGGAGUCCCUGUUCGUGGCCAACCACGCUUACUGAGCGCCCCCCCCACACACACACACACACACACACACACUUCACCCCAUUCCAGCCUCACUGCAGCACCUGAAUCGGUGUGUGUGUGUUUCAGGCACGUUAGCAUGCACAAAGUAGGAGUGGAAACACUGGACCAGAGAUUCUGAAGAUCUAAUAAACGAUCAAACACACGGA